GCUCUGUACUUGCAGAUUUCUCCAAACCAGUACAUGAUUUUUUUCUCUCUUUCUAAACCCAUCAUGAUUUUCUCUCUCUAAACCUCUGAUUUAAAAAAAAAUUUUUUUUUUUUGCUCCUUAACUUUUCUCUGUAUAACUAUUUUGAACUAUUUUCUCUUCCCUUCAGUUUUAGGCUUUAAGCGUAUGUUUUUUUUUUCUUUUUAAAUCUCCAUAUUUCAUGUUAAAACUGCUGUUGGUUGAUUGAGUUCUGUGAUUUUCUGGCUCCAAAUUCCCAGUUUCUCUCUCUAGAAUUUGGAUUCAAUAACCGAUAGAUCAUUUGCUCCCGCUCGUAUCCUACCUCGUUCAAUUUUUAUUUUUUUCUUUUAUCCUUUUCCCUCUAGAAAUGCCCGCGAAACUUGGGUCGUUCAGACACACUUUUGCAGAGAAGAGGGAGAGAGACAGAUUGUUAUCAUGCAAGGGGUAUUCAGAGCUAGGGUUCGUCCAUUUAGAGGAAAAUGAAGAUGCAACACCCAGGUGGUGUUCUUUCCGAUCGAUUCGCGACAAAUUUGCGAAUUGGUGGAAGACCACGAAAGAUGUUGCCGCCAAAGGAUGGGAAAUGGGUCUGUCCGAUCCUCGGAAAAUUGUCUUUUCUGCGAAAAUGGGUCUGGCUUUGAUGCUUAUAACGUUGUUGAUUUUCUUGAAAGAGCCCGUGAAGGAUCUGGGUCGGUACUCUGUUUGGGCCAUUCUUACUGUUGUGGUCGUCUUUGAAUUCAGUAUAGGAGCGACCCUAAGCAAAGGAUUUAACCGUGGGUUGGGAACGUUCUCUGCGGGAGGCCUUGCUCUAGCCAUGGCUGAGUUGUCUACAUUGGCUGGAAACUGGGAAGAAGUUGUCAUUAUUAUCAGUAUUUUUAUCAUAGGAUUUUGUGCAACUUAUGCAAAGCUGUACCCAACAAUGAAGGCAUAUGAAUAUGGGUUCCGAGUUUUCACGUUGACAUAUUGUUUCAUAAUGGUAUCUGGGUAUAGGACAAGAGAAUUUAUCGAAACAGCCAUUACUCGAUUCUUGCUCAUUGCCUUGGGUGCUGGGGUAUGUUUGCUUGUAAAUAUAUGCAUCUAUCCCAUCUGGGCUGGUGAGGAUCUGCACAACUUGGUAGCGAAGAAUUUCAUGGGUGUUGCUAAUUCCCUGGAAGGUUGUGUCAAUGGGUACCUCAAUUGUGUUGAAUAUGAGAGGGUUCCUUCCAAGAUCCUUACUUACCAAGCUUCAGACGAUCCACUUUAUGCGGGGUAUAGAUCAGCUGUUGAAUCUACAAGUAAAGAGGAAGCUUUGGUGAGCUUUGCCAUCUGGGAGCCACCUCAUGGUCCUUACAAAAUGCUUAAAUAUCCUUGGAAGAAUUACAUCAAACUAAGCGGGGCACUGAGGCAUUGUGCAUUCAUGGUUAUGGCAUUGCAUGGAUGCAUACUUUCAGAAAUACAGGCGUCAGCUGAACGAAGGCAGGUCUUUAGGAAUGAGCUUCAGAGGUUAGGUAAUGAAGGUGCUAAAGUGUUACGGGAGCUAGGAAGCAAAGUUAAAAGGUUGGAGAAAUUAGGACCAGUGGACAUUCUCUAUGAAGUUCAUGAGGCAGCAGAAGCAUUGCAGAAGAAGGUAGACCAGAAAUCAUAUCUUCUUGUCAAUUCAGAAAACUGGGAAAUUGGAAAACGGCCAAAGGAGGUGAUAGAUCAGCAAGAGAUUCUCAACAUGGAAAAUGAAGAAAACAAAUUUCUUGAAUUCAAGUCCCUCAGUGAAGCUGUGCUUGAUCUCAGAUCACUUCCAGGGGCACGAGGUUGGGAUUUCCAGAUCCCUGACAUGGGUGGCUACUCACCACUGCCUGAUGGUGUUCUCCCAGAGAAGCCAGCCAAUUCACAGGUUCCCCGGUCUUCCUUUUUAUCAUCUGAUGCUAAGGCUGAGCCUAAGGAAGAAGAAUCAAAAACAUAUGAAAAUGCUAGUGCAUUGUCUUUAGCAACGUUUACAUCACUUUUGAUUGAAUUUGUUGCGAGGCUUCAAAAUAUUGUUGAUUCAUUUGAAGAAUUAAGUGAGAAAGCAAAUUUUAAGGAUCCUGCUGAUCAAACAGCCGUGCCUACAGCAGUGGAGUAUGUUGGGUUUGGAACAAGAUUGCGCAGGUGGCUGAAGUUGUAGAAUUGAGAGAUGGGCAACUCAGUUGUUAAAGAUCAUCUCUAGCUUGAAAGAUCAAUAACCCAGAAAGCAACCGUGUACUUGGAGCCAAAAUUCCAGAAUUACAGUCUGUAUCCUAGAUCUCAACAAAUUGGAGUUCACAACUGACAUCUCUGCAGUACAGAAUUCCAGCCGGAGCUGAUUCUACAACUGUCUGAAAGGGAGGCCCUGAAGUUGUAUGAUGAACCUUGGUUCAUCCAGGGCAAGGCAAAUCAGAAACUUCACAAGCCAUAAGGAGCUCAGAGCAUGUCUCGAAAGACAACAAUCGGCAUGCCUGAAUGGAAAGUGUAAAUAACUAACAAAUGAACAAGAACUGAUGGGUUCAACUAAGACUAUUGCCAAGGGAUGUCAUGACAUGUUUGACAUGGAAAUGCAAAUUUCCUUGUCUGCAGGUAUGCCAUUAUUGACUGCCUUGGAAGUGUUAGAUGAAGCCAGAGAAAGCAGUGAUGGUGCUUCUCUUUUAAAACUGCAAAUAUGCGGGUUUAAUAUGCCAAAGGACCCCUUCAACGUCUCAAGGUUAUUUUCCUUGUUUUCUGUCUUGAACUUAAUAAAUUUGUAGGUUCUAUCAUCCAAGGUUAUUAUCCUUGAAUAACCUCUUUAAGUUUAGCUUUA
Vitis riparia (riverbank grape) is the source of this 2798-nucleotide messenger RNA. RefSeq names its product aluminum-activated malate transporter 9-like. Bases 384 to 2150 code for a protein of 588 amino acids. NCBI's taxonomy places the organism in Eukaryota, Viridiplantae, Streptophyta, Magnoliopsida, Vitales, Vitaceae. The transcript is spliced from 6 exons. Gene Ontology annotation, cellular component: plant-type vacuole membrane. Gene Ontology annotation, biological process: malate transport. The record is from RefSeq and is a predicted model, not a curated record.